AUGAGCAAACAAUAUUAUCCUUUAAAAGAACAAAAUAUUGAAAAAGGUGCGAUUGAUGUAUUUAAACAAAAAAUAGAAAAAAAAAAACAAGAAUAUCUAAGAUUCAGUCUAUCAAAGAAUUAUCAAAAUAAAAAAGAAGAAAAUGUAAAGAGAGAAGAAAAUAAUAGCAAUAAUGAUAAAAAAUUGAUAUAUAUAGAAACCUUUGAUACACAUGAUAAAUAUAUUUUAAAUAUGUAUGAUGAAGAAAACAAAAGUUGUGAAGAAGAAACGAAUAAAAAAGAAAAGAAUGAAGUAGCUCGGAAAAAGAGCGAAUGCAAAUUAAAAAGUAAAAAUGAGGAAAACAUAUAUAUUCCUUUAAAAAUAUUAUCAAAUAGAUAUAAUUACAGUGACUUAGUUGAAGCAACAAAUAAUUUUUCUGAAGAAAAUAGAGUUGCCAAAGGUGGGAAUGGAACUGUUUAUAAAGGAAUAUUAAAAAGCUGUAUUAAUGUAGCAAUAAAAGUUUUAAAAAAAAAUGAAAACAAUGGUUUUGAAAAUGAAAUUAUAAUUAUGAGUAGAUAUAGACAUAAAAAUAUUUUAUCUUUAUUAGGUUACUCAAUGAAUAAAAAUUACUUUUAUUUAAUUUAUGAAUAUGCUAAUUUAGGGGAUUUAAGAACUCUUUUAUUUAAUCAUUAUUAUUUUUAUAAUUCCAAAAAUAAAGAGAAUUUAGAAAAUAGUUGUUCAAACUUAAGAUUUGACGAUAAUUUUAUUCCUAAAAAUCAAUGUUAUGGUUAUUCAAAUAGUUGUUUUUCCAAAUAUAAAGCAAAUAAUUUUUUAAGUUCCCAUUUUUUUAAAAAUUUUGGUUCUCAAAGUGAUACAUUUGAAAAUCGUCAACCUCUGUUUUUAUCCUUUAGUGUUAGAAUAAAUAUUUUGGUUCAAAUAAUAAAUGUUUUAUGUUAUUUACAUACAUCUUCUCCUAUAGUAUAUCAUAGAGAUUUAAAAUCCGCAAAUAUUUUAAUAGAUGAAAAGUUUAAUGCUAAGCUGGGAGAUUUUGGUCUAUCAUUUGUUUAUGUAAAUAAUAAUAAUAUAUUUAAUUUGACUGGAGGAACCCCUGGAUAUGCAGAUCCGUAUUAUAUAUCUACCCAUGAAAUAAAUGAACAGACAGAAAUAUAUUCUUUCGGAGCAUUAAUAUUAGAAAUGCUAGUUUCAAAGUCUCCUGCUAUUCAUGUGGGAAAGAACUACAAUUGUAUUUACAAUACAAAUGAGAAAUGCCCCAUAUAUUGUCAUAAACAAAAAAGUGAAAUUGAUGAAAAUGUAUUCGAUUAUUUAGUUAAUCAUAUAAAUAUGAACGAUUAUAAAUCCAUUUAUUCUGUUUUAGAUUAUAGUGUUAAUUUUCCUGAUUUUUUAGUUGAGAAAUUAACAAAACUAUCUUUUUUAUGUUUAAAUCCUAAUAUUAAAAGUAGGCCAUCAUCUAAAUUGGUAAAUUUAAUUUUAUUAGAAAUACAAAAAGAGAGUGAUUUGUUCAUAAAGAAACAAAAGGAAAUGUAUAAAAGGAAAAUUAACAAUAUAAAUAUGUAUUAUGAAGAAUAUGAAAAAGAUAAAUAUAACAAUAAUAUAUCUAAUAAUUAUAGAAUUAAUGAAGAGGAAAAAAUAUAUAUUACAGAUAGAAAAUGUAAUAAAAAUGAAAAUCAUGAUUUAAAAAAUGAAAAAAUUAAAAAUAAUGAAUAUUACAAAAAGAUAAAAAAUUAUAAUGUUUAUAUCAAUCACAUAAGAGAAAUAAAUUCUAAUACUUUAAACCGAUUUUUUUAUAAAUUUAUUCAUCUUUUAUUUAGAAAUGAUAAAUUUCGUAAUUUAUAUAAAGGUGCUUAUGAAAAUCUAUUUUCUGAAUAUUCUCAGAAAAAUAGUGAUGACAAUGUAGAUAAUACACAUCUUAAUAAAGUGCUUACAAAUAAAUACUUAAGUUUUAAAUACAACACAAUUAGUAAUGUGAGUAAUAUAAAAGGCUUUUUUUUUGAGAAGUCACAUAGAGAUUCUUUUAAUAAAAUUUUUUUUUUUAAUCCAUUUUCUUUUAAUUUGAUGAAUUGCUAUUUUUUUAUAUAUAUUUAUAAUUAUUUGAGGAAUAACUUAUAUGAUUCAAAAAAUAUAUCUGUUAUAAAAGAUCGUGACAAACAUUGUCAUUUCAAAAGUUAUAGUAGUUUAUAUUAUUCUGAUAAAAUAAAUCACUAUAAACAAAUAAAUUGUGAAAUUAAGGAAAAAUAUAGUAACUACAGAGGAAGUAAUGGUAAUAAAAGAAAAGAUAUUAAAAAAGAAUAUAAUAUAAGGUUUAAUGAUAAUGAUAAUAUUAAUAAAUAUAAUAAUUUUUUAAGUGGAGAGAAAAAUAUUGAAAAAAAUAUUUUUACCCAAGAACAAAGAUAUAGUUUUAUGGAAAAAAGUAUUAAUAAUGAUAUUUAUUAUCAUGAUAUGAGCAAUAAAAAUAAUAUGUCUAAUAGAUACUAUAAUUGCACUUCUAUUAAUAACAGUGAUUCAUUAAAAAAUCGUCUUAAUAUAAGUAAUGAUAAUCAUAAAAAUAAUGUUAUAUUUAUGAACAAAAGUUAUGUGAAUAAUAAAUAUAAUAAUUUAGAUUACAUAAAUAAUGAUAGCAGUAAUACGUAUAAUGAAUAUAUUGAUAGUAUUCAAAUUAAUAACCAAAGUAGCACAAAUUAUGAAAAUAUAAAUAAUUAUAAAGAUAGUCAAAAUAAAGCGAAAAAUCAAAAUUUCUACGAUAUAAGUAAUAAAAGCAUUAAUGAAGAAGAAAAGAAAAAUAAUGCAUAUUCAAGCUGUGAACCUUUUAAUGAUUCAUAUAAUUUAUAUCAAUCGAAAAAUGAAAAAAAAUUAUAUAAUAAUUUUUGCUCUAAUAAGUGGCCUUUAAAAAGAAAUUGUAGAAAUAAUACACCCAAAAUGAUUUUUAAUAUUAAAAAAGAGAAUAAUAUGGAGUUAAAAGAAAAUUGCAUAAAUAAUAAAAAGAAAAUUAUGAGAAUAAAUAUUUCAAUUGAUGAAGAAAAAAAAUCAAAUGAUUGUGAAAAAUAUAAAUGUAACUUAAAAAAAGAAGACAGUAAUUCUAAAAAUAAUAAUGAUAAAGUUUGUAAGUCUUCAUUGAAAAAUUAUAAUACCCUUAAAAAAGAAAAUAAUAAUACAAUAGUAGAAAAAGAUUCUUUUAUUCCUAUUAGAGAUAUAAAGGAAAAUAAUAUAAUAUAUAUUUCUAAUUUUAUAAAUUUUAUUAACUUUGAUAAAAAUAGGAAUGUGAAUAAUUCUAAUGUUUUUUCAUGGUUUAAUAAAAAUAUAUUUGAAAUGAUAAUAGAUGAAAAUAAGGUUGUUUCUGAUGUUACUUUCUUAGAUAUCUUGUAUGAAUUUAAUAUUUUAAAUUUCAAAGAAAAUAAUGAAAAAAAUUGCCAUAGUAAAAAUAAAUAUUUUUUAAGAGGAGAGUGGAAUGAUUAUGAUAAGGUUGAAAAUAAGUUUACUUCGGUUAAUGCACAAAGUAAUUUUUUUUUUGAAAUAGCAGUAUACCAUGAUGAUAAAAAAAAUAUUCACAAUAUUUUUUUAUUAAAAUCAAAUCAAUUAAAAUAUUUUGCAUGUGACCAAAACAAAAGUACAACCAAAAAGAUAUGGAUUUCUGAUUAUGUAGGUAGGAGAAAUGAGUUUGUUGAAAAAAUUUUAAAAAAAACAAUUUCCAAUAUUUUAUAUGAAUGUAUAAGUAGAAAACACUGUUUAUUUUUAUUAGAAGUACAAAUGAAAACUUUAAAUAAACCGUCAUGUUAUGAUCAUAAAAUAAAAGGAGACUUUUUAUAUUAUUAUUUUGAAUAUAAUGUAAAAGUUUUAUGUAAUAGUGAAAAUUGUAUUUUUUCUAAUAAUUAUGUAUUAUAUAAAAAUAAUACAUAUUCUUAUAGUUUACCAAAUAAUAUUUUAUCAUUACUUGUGUUUUCUGAGGAUAAAAUUAUUAAAGAUGUUUGUCAAAAUAAAAAUUCAUCAACAGCAACACACAGGAUUCAUUUUCCUCUUUAUCCGUUUUUUGUUAAUAUAAAUUUCUAUAAUGAAAAAUAA
Plasmodium relictum is the source of this 4053-nucleotide messenger RNA. RefSeq names its product tyrosine kinase-like protein, putative (gene TKL2). Gene Ontology annotation, molecular function: ATP binding; protein kinase activity. The record is from RefSeq and is a predicted model, not a curated record. The transcript has 2 exons. Gene Ontology annotation, biological process: protein phosphorylation. Gene Ontology annotation, cellular component: plasma membrane. Lineage: Eukaryota; Apicomplexa; Aconoidasida; Haemosporida; Plasmodiidae. The coding region runs from base 1 to 4053 and encodes 1350 amino acids.